This is a messenger RNA of Folsomia candida, 1846 nucleotides long. RefSeq lists its product as uncharacterized. The record is from RefSeq and is a predicted model, not a curated record. NCBI's taxonomy places the organism in Eukaryota, Metazoa, Arthropoda, Collembola, Entomobryomorpha, Isotomidae. The transcript has 4 exons. The coding region runs from base 197 to 1495 and encodes 432 amino acids.
GUUCCACCGGCAAAAGUAGAACUUUUCCAUCUCAGCUGCCGGCAAGAAAUUUUGUGCACUAUAAUUUCCAGAAGACUCCUCUCAAGUCGUUCUCUUCCCAACGAAAACGAAGUGUUUUUUAUAGGACAAUUUGAGUCGCAAGGCACGGGAUUCAAGGCAUUCUCUUCCCAACCAAAACGAAGUGUUUUUCACAGAAAUGAGUGGCAAGGGUCUCAGCAGGUCACAGGGGUCGGGACAAAUUCAUGUCAGCGAACGAGCCGAAUUGUCGUCAUCAUCAUCGCCCAACUUUUUCGACGAGGACGACACCAUGGUCGUCGCUGGUGAUCCUAUUGUUCGUACCGAUGUGGAAAUCCUCUACGUGGGAAAUCCAGUCAGACCAAUUUCAGGUGCCUCCAAUGUCGACAGCAAAACUUCGGCUGCUCCUCCCCCACCAGAAAAACAACCCCGACUCGAAACCAAACCGGAAACUAAAGUCUUAACCCUGGACCUAUUUGUUUCCUACUUGGAAACUUGCAUCAGCCCGGUUGGACUCCUCUAUAAAGGAAAUUGGGUCUACAAAUUCGACUGCAAGGAUGAAAUCGUCGCCAUUUUGGAGUCUGUGAUCCUCUUCGUUUCUAAGAAGGAUGCCCCCGAUGGUUUAAAAGUAUUUGGAGAUGAUAACCUGGACACGUGGAAAACCCUGGUGCAAGACUCAACCUCAACUUUCUUCAAAUCCCUAAAAAGUCAUAGUGUUCAGCGUAAUUUAUACAAAAAGUAUGCGAGCUGGUCCGUAAUUUCGAAAACUUUUCCAAUUUUUCCAAAAUUCCUGAAAUCCCUCUCCUUCCUCGUGUAUCAUUUGUACAAGGGGAAAGAACAGGAUUUGAAAAAGGUCAAAUAUCAAAGUCCAAAUCUUGUCGUGGCACAAAUCCUGCUAAAUGUGGUGGGUUUCGAACAAGACAUUUUUCCCGGUCAGAAUAAUGGGUACAAGUUGAGGCUAGAUUUUCGCUCAAAUUCGCCCGAACUUUUCCCCCGGGGGGAGGAGGAACCUGAAGGGGAAAUUUUACCGAGAAAGGCAAAUGCACCUUCUUCUUCCUCCUUGAUGGUGGGUGGGGUGGACCCCCUUCUUCCCAAGGUGUACGAUUUUGCUGCAGAUUUACGAAAGAGGGCGGACGAUUAUGCGACUUCGGUGAAAAAUCUGGCUCGAAAUGUCGAAGAAUGUUACGAACUCAGGAAGAAAUUUCAAAGCAAGGUCGUCGAGGCGAAAAAUGAGCAUGCGAGGUCGUCCGCCCUCAGGGUGGAUUUGGCGAGAAUGGCAAAUUUUCAAAUUAAUGACGAUUUAGUUAAUACUUAUCAAUCUCGGGAUGCAAAUGUUGUCAAGUUUCUGACUUUGUGUGAAAAGGAGCCAGCAAUUUAUGACGAAAUAAUUGAUAAAAUUAAUAAGGUUCUGGUUCUUGACGGUCGAAAGGGGAAGGUUGUCGAUGAUGUGGAAAAGUCGGUGAGUACGAGUAAACCGUAAAUUAAGCUGUAUUUAUUGGAAUAUUUCUGACGAUGAAUUUCAUGGAAUAAUUUUUUCUCUUGGUAAAUAUUUAGUUAAUCUUUUUUAAAGGACUAUUUUGUAUAAAUUUUAGUUCAAAUUUUGUAUUAUAUGAUUUGAUUAUAGUUAGUUAUUAAUUGGCUCAUGUAUGAAUUAUGUAAGUAUUUAUAUUGUAUUAAUAUGCAAUUUUUCAUGUUAAUUAUCAGACAAGGGUCUUAUUGUAAGGCGCUGGACGUUUAGUUUUUUUUAAUGUUGAUAUGAAAUAUGUAUGUAUUUUACGAUGUAUUUGGACUUGAAGCGUCUUUUAUAAUAAAUAUAGGAAACAAAAAUGUA